Molecule: messenger RNA, 2864 nt
Organism: Corticium candelabrum
Lineage: Eukaryota; Metazoa; Porifera; Homoscleromorpha; Homosclerophorida; Plakinidae
Exons: 21
Coding region: 200-2806 (868 amino acids)
Biological process (GO): SCF-dependent proteasomal ubiquitin-dependent protein catabolic process
Cellular component (GO): SCF ubiquitin ligase complex
Molecular function (GO): protein binding
Source: RefSeq, a predicted model, not a curated record
AAGCAUGGGCUUUGAGUUGAGCGAGUGUCAGAGUGCCGUAGAGGCGGGCAAAUUGAAUGCGGACGUUGCAGUGGAAUGGUCGCUGAUAUAAUUGAAUGUCUAGACAAACAGUGGGAUGGACUGGAGUUUGGACACGUGAUGUGAUCGACAAAUGGACAAACAAACAAACAGACCAGGCUAACAGCCUUACUAGUAGAUAAUGAACAAAAGGGUAGGAGUGUCUACGAGUGCUCACUCCAGAUCGCAUGCUCUUCAUUUGAAAUUGCCUACAAGUCAGAACCAGACGGAAAAUCUAUCAGUGACUGACCAAGGAGCUACAACCAGUUCUGAAACAAGCAGUGCUCAGUCUACAGGGACUGUUCACUCUCAUGAGGGUGAACAGAAAGUGGUGAGCAGGUUGCAUUUGAAUGACAAGCAGCGAGAGGAGAAAGAGAGAUUUAGAGAAAAAGAAAGGGAAAAGAUGAAGAGGGACAUUCAACAGCAACGAGCUGCCGAGGCAAAGGCCAAAGAGUUAAUUCGUAAGCAGAUAGAGGAUGAUCGACAGCAGCAGAGAGAAAGACGAGAAAGGCAAUUAGGUCAUCAGACACAGCUUAAGGAACAAACCGUAGCAGCAGCAGCAGGAGGGAUAUCUAAGAUGUCUAUGCCAGUCACAGCUAGAAGUGCAAGUACUGCUACAGAGUGCUCACUACAGCUGCGACUUCCCAGUGGUAAAGUGCUUCGGCAGAAGUUUCCUGUUGAUAUGUCUUUGCAAGAUGUUGUCAGUAUAAUUGUAGCCCAAGAAGACAUUAAAGGAAUUGUAACUCUGUUUCAGCCAUUUCCCAGACGAGAGUAUUCAGACUCAGAUUUGUCCAGUUCUCUAAGAGAAACAGGACUGUUUCCAACAGGAUCUCUUGUAUUACGCAUUGAAGAGCAAUCAGUUCUGAUGAAUACGAAUACACAAUCAACUUCUCCACCAUCUAAAGUCUCUCACUUGCAAAUAGAUGAUGCAGAAAGUCAUCGGCAAGAACACUUAACACAUACAGAUAUGAGAGAAGAUGAACAAGCAGACACAAGACUUAGUAUGGACUCUCAAAAUGAAGAUGGUAGUCGGUCACCAACUGGUGAUGAAGAUUUGGACCAAGAUAUUUCUACGCAAAGUGAAGAUGAUGAUGAUAUGGACGUUGACACUGAAGACAUACCAAAUAAUUUUGUUCCUGUUCCUGGAAUAUUUCACCCUUCUGGUAACCUGCUUGCUCCUGGGCAUGUUGGUCACCAUUUGCAUCCCGCCAGUCACUCUUGGGGAAGCGGACAGAGACUGGGAGGUACAGGAAAUCAGCCAGACAGUGAACAGAAUGUCAAAUUGGCUGCAGAUGAGAUGGAUGCUGUCGAUGCAGCUCGUGAAGCAGCAAUCAGACGAUGGACAUCACCACACACUGAAGUUGAGUCUCAGUUGCAAGGAAAUCAAGUUUCACAUCACACACAGUCUCUCGUUGACUUGUGUGUUGUGUCUGUUGCUAAGCGCCUGCCUGGCUAUCUUGUCCAUAAUCCUGUGCUGAGUUUGGCUGCAGUCCCGGAGUCAGUGGCUAGUCGUAUACUCAGGGUUCUCAUCAGUGACAAGAUGUUGAGACCAAAGACAUUACACACUUUUCUUCAUUGUCGGCUUCAGAAAUUGAUGUUGGAUUGCUAUCCAUAUGCAACAAAUGAGCUACUGCAAGCUGUUGGUUCACUCACAAGCUUGGUACAUCUGUCAGCCAGUGAAUGUCCACUCAUCACCGAUCAAGGCAUUGGAGCACUAUCAGAACUAAAGCGUCUGAAAACCUUGAAUUUGAGUUCAUGUCAACAGCUAUCUGACAAAUGCAUGGGCGUCAUAAAACGUUUCAGGAAUCUUGUUGUUCUCAAAAUGGAUAACACAAAGUUGACAGACGAUGGGAUAGCUGCAUAUGCAGCCAGUGCACCUUCAUCGUUGCGUUAUGUUAGUUUGUGUGGUACGGCUUUGACAGAUCGUGGGUUACAGACCUUAACUGGCAUUCAGCAGCUUUACUGUCUUGAGAUUGAAAAUACUCAGAUUAGAAACUUGAAUUUUGUUCUACGUAUGCAUCACUUGCAGCUACUGAGUGUAGCCAACUGUAGGUUACUGUCAGAUGCGAAUCUGGCAGACAUCGGUGGGUAUCCUUCUCUCACUGGACUCAAUCUGCGUGGUUGUACAAUCGGCGAUGCCGGUCUUCAUUAUUUAUCGACUCUCAGCUUGAAGACACUGAAACUACCUCAACGCCAUCACGUCACAGAUCAAGGCAUUGUCGCUUUGGGUGAGCUACAACUCUCAUCUCUUGAUUUAACAGAUUACAUCAAGGUGACAGACGUCGGAGUGAAAGCUCUUGGUAACAUGAAAUCUUUGCAGGAUUUGUCUUUGGUAAACACAAGAGUUACUGAUGAGGGUCUGCAGUCGUUGUCUGGUCUGACAUCUUUGACAAAUCUUGAUUUGGAUAAGACAGCUAUUACUAGUGAAGGAGCUGUUGUUAUAUCAAAAUUUUGUCAUCUCAAGACACUCAGUUUAUCUCACACAAGGAUUGGUAACAAGCUGCUGAAGUCAUUAGCUCUUAACUAUUGCCAUCAGUUGCAGAAACUAAACCUUAGCCACACCAUGGUAUCAGACAAGGGCAUCAAGGAAUUGUCUUUGCUGCAACUGACACAUUUGAAUGUGGACAAUACAAGAGUCACACUCUUAGACCCUGCCGUUAUGAGUGGUCUUCCCAAGGUUUGGUGUGUUCGUAAUCACAAUACACAAGACAGACAGGAGGAUCAAUCAAGCUCAGAAGAGGAAAUGUGACACGAACGUGAGUGAGUACAGUGUAGCAAAUAUAGUCAUCUAUUCACUUUAUACAAAC